Molecule: messenger RNA, 1356 nt
Organism: Australozyma saopauloensis
Lineage: Eukaryota; Fungi; Ascomycota; Pichiomycetes; Serinales; Metschnikowiaceae
Gene: NPL6
Product: Npl6p
Exons: 1
Coding region: 1-1356 (451 amino acids)
Cellular component (GO): RSC-type complex; nucleus
Molecular function (GO): chromatin DNA binding
Source: RefSeq, a predicted model, not a curated record
AUGCCCAGCAGUCCCGAGUCAACUGACGCUGAACCGGUGCGGUCGCCCAGACACGCGCGGUCGCAGAGAAAAAAUCUAGCUGGCUUAGAUUUCGACCCAGAGGAAGGUGACGAAGAAUACAACGAAGAUGCUGACGAGUCGGUGGUGAAAGAUGAGGAUGGAGAUGAGAUCGAUGACGACGAUGACGAUGACGUCGAUCCUGCAGAUGUAGACGACGAUGACUUGAUUCCUCCGCCAAAGAAGAGAAGAGGCAGAAAGAGAAAGGCCACCAACGAGCUUCCCGAGGACCUAGAUGAUGACGAGGAGCCGGCUUUGGAUGCGGGUGAGAAAGAAGCUGAAAAGAACGAUGAUCCUGCUGUUAAGGCCGAAACUGGAGAGCCAGAAGAGCCGGUUGUAAGAAAGAAGAAGAGAGGUAGAAAGCCUAAGAUUCCGCGUCCCGACGACAUUUUCUACGACGACAAGGGUAACGAAAUCAACGUUCAGAACGACGAGAUUGUUUUGGACAAUGAGGAUCCGAAGGGUUUGGAGAAGAUCGAUAAAUUGGGCUUCUUGCAAGGUGAGAGAAAGUUCCGCGUCAAAACGUUUACUGUUUUCGGUAAGGGCGAGAGACAAUAUAUGGUUUCCACUGAGCCUGCCAGACUCGUGGGUUUCAGGGACUCCUAUCUUCUCUUCAAGACGCACCUGUCGUUGUUCAAGAAGGUCUGCACCAACGAGGAGAAAAUGGAUUUGAUCCGUCGUCACUUAAUUCCAACGUCGUAUAAAGGUAGAGCUGUGAAUCUUGUCACUGCUAGAUCCAUCUACCGUGAGUUUGGCGCUCGGAUGAUUGUGGACGGAAAGAAGGUCACAGAUGACUUUUGGGAAGAACAGGCUAGAGAAAGAGGUGAUGUUGAAGGAGAGCCAGCGGAAGUUGAAGAGUUUGUGGCUAAGGGUCCUACCCUGGCUCCAGGUGAUAUCAAUCAAUUCCAAGCUCAAGUCACAGGCUCUGCUCUAAUCCAAUACCAAACAGACCCAACUUGGAUGUACCAGGUAGCCUUACAGACCUCAGAAUAUAAUAAGGGAUUGACUGAGCUGCGAAGCCUUGUUUGGGCCCGCGGUGUGAAGGACAACUACAGUGGUUUCAACUUCUUCCCUUCUGCUAGUCAGCCAACACAAUCAAAAAUAAUUAAAGUGGCUGAGUCUAGCAACGGAAAAACCCUUGACUGUUCGCUUCGUUUCUACAACCCAGAUAUGCACCGCAAAGUUACGGGUUUGGCUGAUGUUUCUCUCGACCUAAUCAAUGAGAUCGAAGACAAGGAAAUCAGGGAUGCCAUUCUCCUGCAGCAGAAAUAUGAGAAUUCUGUUGCCCAUUUGAAAUGA